Porites evermanni is the source of this 4296-nucleotide messenger RNA. The record is from the annotation of a GenBank genome assembly. NCBI's taxonomy places the organism in Eukaryota, Metazoa, Cnidaria, Anthozoa, Scleractinia, Poritidae.
AUGCAAUUGUGGAGGUCUAAAAGAAAAUUGGUUUUCGUAACAUUGUUGAUAGUAACAGUUGUCUAUGUGGGCUUCAUUGUCCACAAACGUGAUAAACCCAGAAGAGGCAGUGAGGUACCGAUCUUUCCUCCUUUGAUUUCGCAUCAGAGAGCUGGAUCUUUGAAUGUAGACAUUUGGGAGGACAUUUGCGGACACAAGAUGCAAUCACUAAAACAUUUUCCACUUUUUCCGCAUUGGCCAUCGACACGGUUACGAACGUCAGAUCUGCAACUCCAUUUUCGGCCAGAAUUCGAAAAUUUUGGACUUCGAAUAUUUGGAUAUCUGUCCCCCAUCGAAUCCGGGCUUUACAGUUUUCAUGUAGAUACAAGUGAGACCUCCGAACUGUGGUUAAGCCCAGAUUCAAAGCCAGAAAACAGCGUAUUAAUCGCAAAUACAACUGCCGGGAUAGCAUCAGAAUUAGACAGCAACAGAAAUGGGAUCUCGCUUCUUGCAGGAAAACAUUAUUUCUUGGAAGUUUUACUGAAGCAUGGGAAACAUGAAAAAGGGAAGCUUCAUCACUUGGAAGUCAAAUGGAAAUUAUUUCCUGGAAGAGGAAACGACAUGAGGAAAAUUCCCUCUGAUGUGUUUGUUCAUGAUAGGUUUGGUCAACUUGAUGGAAAAACAAAUGCCGUUCUUCCUAUGCACACAAAACGCCCGGAUCCUAGCUUUGCAACAGAUAAUCUACAGCACCGUUCAGAGAUGUAUCUCCUUCCUUUCAUUAGUGAAAGUGAUUCUAAAGAUCUUUUUCCUCCAUGUGACUACAAUCCUUCAUACUUGAUGAAAGGACCUUUAAAGAGGUACGGGGCCAUUUGGGAGAUGCACUAUACGUCCAUUUAUCCUUUUGACUACAGUGAUGUUCUUGACAAGGAGAAAGAUUUUGUUUCUUUUGGCAAUGACAAGUUGGAUGAAGUUAUCGCAGAAGCAGUUGCCUCCCAAGUCUGGAUACAGCUCAAGAAAAAACAACCGGGGUAAUUAUGUGUGCUGGUGUAUUUCAGUGUUGAGGGACUUAAUGAUUUCUACCCAACUUUCAAGCCGACAUGAACAGCUCUCCAUUACAGUCUGGUUUCAACUGUUGGGGCUCAUGGCUGGCUUGCAGGGAUUACUUUUUGACAAGUACACUUUGAGUAACUUUGGGGAAAUUUAAGACAUUCCCAAAUGCAAAUCUAAGAAUUUCCUAGUUGGUUGGGAUUGUUUAUCCAUGUGAACGUCCUGAAAAUGACUGGUAUGGAAUGGGGUUGGGAAGAUUUAGGUCUGAAAUAGAAUAAGCAUUCAAAGAAGUGUGUUGCACAUUGCAACCAGGGCUCAAAAAAAGUGCUGUCUGGUAGUCUGGAAAAAGUAGCUUUUCUUGUUGGGCAAGUUACUUUUAACCCUUUAAGCCCUAGGAGUGAUCAGUAUCAAAUUUCUCCUUGUAAUGUCAAUGCUUUGUAAAACAGAGUGGUGGUGAGAAUUACAGACAUGAUCACACAUGAUGAAUUUUCUUGAUAUUUUAUUAACUUCUCCCCACUACUUCUGUAGGAAAUGAAUAGGGCAACAAAUGAGAAUUCAAACUUUGAUCUUAGGGUUUGAAAGGGUUAAAGCUUACUUGCCCAAAGGGUAAGGGUCUAGGCAAGUCAACCUCUAAGGAACGCAUAAACUAAGAGGAGCAAGAAGUGGCCUCAGGUGAGCAAAACCUGAGAGUUUUUUUUGUGUUUCUUGCGAGCCCUUAAUCUCGUACCCAGAUCUCACUCUGUAUUACGCUGAAAAGUGGCUGCGGAAGAUCUGGGUACAAGAUUAGCAAGCCCUAUCACCCUUCUGGGAAAAAUCCGUAAGGGUGCGAGAGUCACUUUGAUAAUAAUAAGAUUUUUUCCUCUUCAAUCUAGGAAAUACUCUUUUGUGCAAAUCCUAAAUGUGGAGGAAAAUCGUGACCCAGGAACGGGAUACAGGUACUUGGUGGAAAUGGAACUCAAAGAAAUUUUGAGUGGAAAAUCUGUGAGAUUCUCAGAAUAUGUAUACAGAACUUGGGGUGCACAAGCCCUCUGCACCCCUGUGGGCGUGACAUGGAACAAAAGUGCUGUUGUCAACAUUUUGCUUACUACUGGAAAUAACCAGGGACGGUGGAUUCUUCACUUCCUUGAAAACAUGGCAAGAAUUUCCCAUAGAACUGAAGAUGCCAAUUUUAAUGUAGUUAUCGUCGAUUUUGACAGCAAAGACAUUGAUAUUGAUAAUGCCUUGAAGAAGGCGGCAAUUCCAUCUUAUCAAUAUACUAAUACAAAGGGGGAUUUUUCAAGGGCCUUGGGGCUACAGAAAGCUGCUGAAAUGGUCAUAGAUCCAAAUUCAAUUCUUUUUGCUAUCGACCUUCAUCUUGAUAUCCCUUAUCAUUUCCUGGAUGAUGUUAGAAAGGUUAGUGAAGCGUAGUUCUGGCCAUUCCAUAUUACUGUCUAGAUUAUAUAAGAAAGGUUGGUCAGCAGUGCUUGAUGUUAGUAUCGGUGCAUUUGAAAACUUUUAGUUGAAUUUGCACUAUAGAAAUGAAAAGAAAAAAUAUAUAAUAAUUAUUAUUAACUGGGCUUGCUGCAGGCUGGCCCAGUUCAUAAAACACCUUCGAUUUUAAAAACGUCUCUCAAGCUGUCAUUGGCUUUUUUUUUCAGUGCCUUUUUCAAAAGAUGGUAGGAUUGGUCACUCUUGAGGUUUCUCUUCCCUCGACGUUAAAGUUUAAACCCUUUAAAAUAUGACGUCCAAUGUCUCUUUUUAUCUUAUUGUGAUUCUUGCUCUGUGUGAAUGUCCUGGGAAAUGUGCUCAUUGUAGAUCACAUUGUUGAAAUAAAUAUUUAACAAUUAUUCCUCGAGCCCGAAUGGGCUCUGAGUCAAUAGCCCAUUCGGCCUUUGGCCUCAUGGGCUAUUGACUCAGAGGCCAUGAGGGCGAGAGGAAUAAUAAAUUAUUGUUUUAGUAAAAUCCAACUAGUUAGUAAAAAAUAACGAGAAUAAAAAAAAUUUAGCUAGUUAAAGCUAGACUUUAAUCCUUUUUCAUGUGCUGCCUUUUUUGCCGCCAAAAAGCCCGCGCUUUUUGCUACUAGUGGGCUAUAACAUAAAUAGCCUAGUAGUAGCUCAACCAAUCAGAACGCAGCAUUGAUAAUAGACCACUAGUUGGAUUUUACUAAAUAUAUAUAUGUAUUCAGUAGGACAGUUAGAAAGGCUUUAAACCCAAUAUCAGACAAAAACAAAACUUAAAUUUAAUUUGCUUUGUUAGUGUUAAGAACCAGAAUUGAGAAAUGUACUUCUUGUUAACAGUGUUUUAUGACACGUAGAAUUAGUGACAAUAAUUUGUGGAAUUUCCGGUUAGGUCAAAUUAGUCACUUUAUACUGUCACACUAUAUUUUGGCGGGCAGCGGGAUUAGGGGAGGGGUGCGUGAAAAUAAUGCUUAUUGUUUCCUGCUCAGAAUGGCUAACUUGCUUAUUUUUAUUCAUAAUGGUGGAAUUUGAAAAGUUACCAUACAGCCCCGACUUAAAAAUGGUACAUAUUUUCCUUGUUACGAAAGUCUUCCAAAAGGAUACAAUGUUCAAAAAUGAGUUAUGUUCAACUCUCUAGAGCAGGCCCUUGCCCUUCCCUUGCACCAAUCCCUGUGUGGAGUUUUUACUCUAGGCUUUUGCCAGAAGAAGUUCCCAAUGGGCUGGACCAUAGUAGGGGUGCAUGUGGGUGGGUGUGUGUGUGUCCCAUUUGAAGUUUGCUUAAAAUCCAAAUCCCGACUUUAAAAAUACACUAUAAUAAUUAUAAUUCCCUGUGACUUGAAUUCCAUUUACCCAGUCCAAGAAAAGACAAUUCCCAGCCCCCAGUCGACCCCUUCUGGGUCCUCCUAAGAAGAAAUAGUUAAGGUCAUUGAAUUUAUCCUGAGUACAUAAUCUAACUUUUGCUAUUUGUCCUCACACCCUCUUUCAGCACUCUGUUCAACACAAGAUGGCCUACAGCCCUGUUCUGGUUCGCUUAGCUUGUGGCACAACAUCUACUGAACCCUUCGGCUACUGGGACUUUAAUGGGUUUGGAAUGAUGGUUUUGUACAAGAGUGACUGGGAUAAAAUUGGAGGAAUGAACAUCAAGGAAUUUAAGGAUAAGUGGGGUGGGGAGGACUGGGAAUUUGUUGAUCGCUUGUUGGAAGCUGGAAUGGAGGUUGAAAGGCUCAAAAUGUUGCAUUUUUUUCACCAUUUCCAUUCAACAAAAGGCAUGUGGAAUCGAAGGAACAAACAAACAAAUCCUAAAAGUAACUCAAACACAUAUUGGUAUGAAUAG